UUCAAUUUGUAUUAGAUAAAUUUGGUCUUUUUGUAGUAAUCUGAAAGUUUGGUCAGUAGUUGAUUCCUAGAACACUUCUGCUAGGCUUUAUAAAAUCACACGAACAUAGAAGUAAAAGGGGAGGAGGAAAAACACAAGGAAUCAUCACAGAAAAUUAAAGAGAAAACAGUCAAGCAAAUCCCAUAAAACUCAAUCAGUUUUUAAGUGGUCCACUAUCAGCCGAACCCUUCCCCUUUCCUCGCAGACAAUUUAGCCAAGCCAUAACUUUCUCAUACUAUUGCCGACCUCCUCCAUUCUCUACUGCCAUCUCUUCAGUCACUGCCAGUAAAGAACUCCACCACUGUAGUUCAAUCACCACACUGCCAUCUCUAUCUAAACACUAAACUGAAUCUAGCUAGUUAUACUCAGCCUUCUUAUAUCAUCAUUUCAAUGACAUUUUUGCUAUAAAAAACCCACUGGCAGCAGUGGCGGUGUGUGCUGCAGCGACGUUGUGGUGUGUCACAGGAUGAAGAAUUCAGAGAAACAGGCCCAGGCGCUAGCUAUCCUGAACGAAUUCGAGGAAAAGUGUGGGACCUUAAUUUCAAAACUAAAACAGGUGACAGAUGCUAUAACUGUUGAGAUGCAUGCGGGGCUCACAUCAGAAGGUGGUAGCAAGCUCAAGGGGAUUAUCAGCUAUGUGGAUAAUCUCCCCACUGGUGAUAAGAAAGGGUUGUUUGAUGCCCUGGACCUUGGUGGCACAAAUUUUCGUGUCCUACGCGUACAGUUGAGUGGUAAAAAAGGUCGUGUUGUUAGGCAAAAAUUUGAGGAAAUUUCAAUUCCUUCACAUUUGAUGACUGGGUCUUCAGAUGCAUUAUUUGAUUACAUUACUUUAGCCCUUGCAAAAUUUGUUGCUACAAAAAGUGAAGGUUUACAUGUUUCACUUGGUAAACAAAGGGAGCUGGGGUUUACUUUCUCAUUUCCUGUUAGGCAAACAUCGAUAUCAUUAGGGGCUCUUAUAAAAUGGACAAAGGUUUUCUCAAUAGAUGACACAGUUGGUCAAGAUGUUGUAGGAGAAUUAACCAAAGCAAUGGAAAGGGUUGGCCUUGACAUGCGUAUGGCUGCUUUGGUCAAUGAUACAAUUGGUACAUUGGCCGAUGGUAGAUGCAAUAACCCAGAUGUUAUAGCUACAGUGAUAUUGGGUACAGGCACAAAUGUAGCUUAUGUAGAGCGUGCCCCUGCAAUUCCUAAAUGGCACGAUCUUUUACCUAAAUCAGGGAAUAUGGUUAUCAACAUGGAGUGGGGUAACUUUCGAUCUUCACACCUUUCACUAACAGAAUAUGACCAAGCACUGGAUGUUGAGAGUCUAAACCCUGAAGAGCAGAUUUUUUGAAAAAAAUUAUAUCUGGUUAAGAAAGGACCAAGAUCCACGCGUUUUCUAGCUGGCAACCUGAGCGUCAGCCUGUUUUUGACUCACGCUU
Molecule: messenger RNA, 1457 nt
Organism: Durio zibethinus
Lineage: Eukaryota; Viridiplantae; Streptophyta; Magnoliopsida; Malvales; Malvaceae
Source: RefSeq, a predicted model, not a curated record